AGUAUGAUAGAUGAGACUGCUCUGCAUGCGAUUUCCUGCGUUUGCAUAGAUGAAAACAUCUUUCGAUAUGCAAGAUGGGGAAGGAUAUUCCUGUAGACUGCUUUUAUUUCCAGCUGUGCUCAUUGAAUGAUUUGAAACCCUGCUUGGAUCUGUGCUAAACCCAUGGUAAGAAUCACUUCGUGAAGCGAUCAAGUCAUUUCACAUAAUCAAAGAAUUAAUCACAGAUAAUUAACAAAUUAAGAUGUUUUGUUUUUAGUUCACACACACGAUUUAACCUCCGCAUUCUUCACCAUUGUUGUCUAGGGUGAUUGUGUGGGUCCUAAUCCCUGCUGAUUUGUUUACUUAUCCGGGGCGUCUACAUCAAACUCGAGCCUGACAAGAAUUUCGAUCCAGCUCACAGCUAGCGCAUGAUAAAUUAGCCCCUCUGCCUGCAUGUGAAGAGCUUGAUGUGGAUUAAAGCACUGAUGACCAGAUCAACACAGAGUGUUUGACAGAGAAGUGUAUUGGCAAAACACAUCGGCAAGAAUACCUUCAUCGAAGCAACCGAGAAGCCACAUUUUAAGGACGAUGGACACCUUGUCCCAGAGCUCCAGGCUUGAGUGCCAAAUCUGUUUCAACUACUUCAGCCAAUGGCGCCGUCCCAAACUCCUGCACUGCCAGCAUACCUGCUGCUCCGUGUGUCUGAGCCAGAUGAGGCUCCGCCAGAGAGAGCUCCGCUGUCCUUGGUGUCGUUGUGUGACGCAGAUCCCCGGCGGCCUUUCGGUCUCACAUCUUCCAGAUGACCCGGAAGUAACUAUCAGUUAUGCCGGUCUGUCUCACUCCUCCGAACACUCUCCCAUCUUUAUACACUUACCCAAUAGCAGUUGCUACCUGCUGCCUGUCCCUUUGGACACAGAUGGGGCGUUACUUCCUGGAGAACCAGCAUGCCGAUUUGUUCCUAAAAGCAUUGGGGUGUUAAACAUCUCUGAUGGCCGGAGCCUUGUGCUGGGAGAUGACACGGGUGAGGAGGGGAUGGAGGGGAUGGAGGGGAUGGAGGAGGUGGCAGUUAAGACCACAGCAUGGACAGGGAUUUGCACUGUACUACUUGUGGCAUUCAUUUUGAUUUUUCUGCUCGGUAUCGUGUUGCAUAACAUGUCCUGUGUGUCCAAACGCUUCACUAUUAUUUCCUGUGGAUGAGACCGAUUAAUCAAAUUCAAUUGUAAAGGACCUACCAAUAUGGCUCAAUCUCUUAUGUGAUUUCAGAUGUGAUUGUGAUUAGGUACAUCACAUACCUAUGGUGAUUAUAUACAGUAGAUGAGCAGAAGGGAAUGAAAGAAGUCAAGGGCACAAUCUAUGCAAUCUGUGGAAUUUCAAAAGUCUAUGAAAGCCCUGGUUCAUUCAUUCUUAGGGAAUGUGUUCAAUGAAUGUGCAGAAAUGUCAUUAAAGAAGUAUUCUUUAGCAGUAUUGCCUCCAUGUAUUUGCAUGUCUUGUACCUGAGGGAAAUUAACUUGGUCUCUAAUACUAGAGUAGAGUUGUGCGUUAUUGAGUUGUGCAGUUUGUGACAGAAAAAUAAAAUGUAGAAAUGAAAUUACAUAUUACUACAUAGCUGCACUGCCUUUAAAUAAUGAUCAUUGCUUUAUGUAUUUGAUUGGUGUAUGUUUUAUGGUGUUUCAACUAAGCAGUUUCUUUACAUUUUUUACUUUUUUGCCUUUGAUUAAAUGAGAGAAAACAUCA
Carassius carassius (crucian carp) is the source of this 1713-nucleotide messenger RNA. RefSeq names its product E3 ubiquitin-protein ligase rnf152-like. Bases 568 to 1176 code for a protein of 202 amino acids. Gene Ontology annotation, molecular function: metal ion binding; ubiquitin protein ligase activity. The record is from RefSeq and is a predicted model, not a curated record. Lineage: Eukaryota; Metazoa; Chordata; Actinopteri; Cypriniformes; Cyprinidae. The transcript is spliced from 3 exons.